AUGCAAAAACCUGACAUACGAUACAUCAAAUCUGCCUACGGUCGGGAUAGUUAUCAUCUUCACAGAAGAAAUGUGGUCUGCAUUGUUCAGAGCAGUUUUCAGUAUCCUAGAUGCUGGCCCCGAAGAGCUGAUCACUGAGAUUGUCCUUGUAGACGACGCUUCUCAGAAAGACACUCUUGGACUGCCUCUAGAUAACUACAUUAGGAUCUUCGGUGGAAAGGUCAAAUUAGUUCGCCUGCCAGAGAGAAAAGGUCUGAUGGUGGCACGAAACACCGGCUUUCAACACGUGACUGGAGAGGUUGUAGUUUUUCUGGAUGGUCACUGUGAAGUAUCAAAAGGCUGGUUAGAGCCGUUACUGCAGAGAAUAAAGGAGGAUGAUUCUGUUGUAGCUAUUCCGCAAUCUGAUGUUCUCAAAUGGGACACUUUUGAG
Molecule: messenger RNA, 430 nt
Organism: Candidula unifasciata
Lineage: Eukaryota; Metazoa; Mollusca; Gastropoda; Stylommatophora; Geomitridae
Source: the annotation of a GenBank genome assembly